AAUAUCAGAGGAACUCCGAGAAAUUCCACAACCAAUGUUCUUAUUCAUCGACUGUGAUCCUGAACCGAGGGAGAAAGAAGAGACUCUGCUCUCGCUGGUGAGCGUUGGAGAUGGCGCUCCGGUUGGCUUCCCUAGUGCUCCUCUGUUCUGCGAUCUCAUUACUGGCGAUCGCUUCGGCAGCUCCGGCCAACGCAUCCUUCUCCUUCAACGAGACUUUUGAUGUAAUGUGGGCGGAGGAUCACUUCAAGACGUCUUCUGACGGGCAAAUUUGGUACCUUUAUUUGGACAACAGAAGCGGUUGCGGAUUCCAGACGCGGCAAAGGUACAGAUUCGGGUGGUUCAGCAUGAAGCUGAAGCUCGUCGGUGGUGAUUCUGCGGGCGUCGUCACGGCCUAUUAUAUGUGCUCGGACUUGGGGGCAGCUCCGACGAGAGACGAGCUGGACUUCGAGUUCCUGGGGAACCGAACGGGGCAACCGUACACUCUGCAGACCAACGUGUACAAGGAUGGAGUGGGCGGGAGGGAGAUGAGGCACACCUUGUGGUUCGAUCCCACCGCCGACUUCCAUUCCUACUCCAUUCUCUGGAACACCCACCAGAUCGUGUUUUUUGUAGACAGGGUGCCGAUCCGGGUGCACAAAAACAAUGGCGGAGCGAGCAGCCAUUUCCCCGACGAGAAGCCGAUGUACAUGUUCUCGAGCAUCUGGAACGCCGACGACUGGGCGACCAGGGGAGGGUUGGAGAAGACGGACUGGGGGAACGCGCCGUUCGUGUCGUCGUACAUGGAUUUCCAGGCGGACGGGUGCCGGUGGGAGGAGCCUGGCCCGGCGUGCGCCGCCGCGACCGGUGAGCAGUGGUGGGACCAGUCCGAGGCGUGGGGUCUGACGGAGACUCAGCAGGAGGACUUGGGGUGGGUGGGGCGGAACCUGGUGACAUAUGAUUACUGCAAGGACACGGAGAGGUUCCCCGAGCCGCCGGAAGAGUGCAAUCUGUAGAACGAUAUGGUGAAUGAACUAAUUUGGGAUUUGUUCAUCGAGAGCUGAUUUGAAAUUAUUUACUAAGAAAAGAAAGAAAAUAUGUACGAAAGCAUAUUAAAACUAUAUAGCGGAGAGAUGAUAUAUU
Zingiber officinale is the source of this 1119-nucleotide messenger RNA. Its product is annotated as probable xyloglucan endotransglucosylase/hydrolase protein 8. Gene Ontology annotation, cellular component: cell wall; apoplast. Gene Ontology annotation, molecular function: xyloglucan:xyloglucosyl transferase activity; hydrolase activity, hydrolyzing O-glycosyl compounds. Gene Ontology annotation, biological process: xyloglucan metabolic process; cell wall biogenesis. Lineage: Eukaryota; Viridiplantae; Streptophyta; Magnoliopsida; Zingiberales; Zingiberaceae. Bases 111 to 992 code for a protein of 293 amino acids. The transcript is spliced from 5 exons. The record is from RefSeq and is a predicted model, not a curated record.